CUUCAAUGGCAAUUAUUUGCGGCCAUCACCACUUUCUUCUCUACUUGGUCUCUCUCUCUCUCUAGUUGUUGUUCUCUCUCUCGCAUCCAAUUCAUCGUCCUCACGUUCCUUCCUUUUUGUUUAUUCAUUCAUCUUCCUUGUUUUGAUCAUCACAUUUCUGAUUUCCCUUUUGGGCCACAUUUUACAUAUAUCUAGGGUUUUGAGAUGGUUGUUAAUUGAAAGAUAAAUGGUGGAAGAUUCGGAGGAAUUGGCUUCACAUUGUGGGUGUUUCUGGGUUCCUCAGGUUUAAAUCUGAGGUUGAUUAUCUUGUUUUUUUGGCAAUUGUGAAGAAGAAGAAGAGGUGGAGGCAAUGAGCGCUUCAAGGUUCAUAAAGUGCGUCACCGUUGGUGAUGGAGCUGUUGGUAAAACCUGUUUGCUGAUCUCCUACACCAGCAACACUUUUCCCACGGAUUAUGUUCCCACUGUUUUCGAUAACUUUAGUGCAAAUGUGGUUGUUAAUGGAGCCACCGUGAAUCUUGGAUUGUGGGAUACUGCAGGGCAAGAGGACUAUAACAGAUUAAGACCUUUGAGUUACCGCGGUGCCGAUGUUUUCAUUCUUGCCUUCUCUCUCAUUAGUAAGGCUAGUUAUGAGAAUGUUUCCAAGAAGUGGAUCCCAGAGUUGAAGCACUAUGCUCCUGGUGUCCCAAUUGUCCUCGUUGGAACCAAACUUGAUCUUCGGGAUGACAAACAGUUCUUCAUCGACCAUCCUGGUGCUGUCCCUAUUACCACUGCUCAGGGAGAGGAGCUUAAGAAGCUAAUUGGAGCGCCUGCUUACAUCGAGUGCAGUUCAAAAUCACAAGAGAACGUGAAGGGCGUGUUUGAUGCAGCGAUCAGAGUGGUCCUUCAACCUCCAAAGCAGAAGAAAAAGAAGAACAAAGCACAAAAGGCCUGCUCCAUUUUGUAAUAGCUCUCAUGGAAGCUCUCUGAGAUGUCAUCAGGGUGGUUUUAAGAAGUAUUGGAUUUUCAUUUUUCUUGUUUUCCGUAUUCAUUGUGAUCUCUUAGUAUCUUAAAAACGAAUUGUGGGGUUAAUUCAACUUCUAUUUUAACUGAUAGCCGAGAGAGCUAAUGUUUAGGCA
Molecule: messenger RNA, 1115 nt
Organism: Arabidopsis lyrata subsp. lyrata
Lineage: Eukaryota; Viridiplantae; Streptophyta; Magnoliopsida; Brassicales; Brassicaceae
Product: rac-like GTP-binding protein ARAC6
Exons: 7
Coding region: 350-943 (197 amino acids)
Biological process (GO): regulation of cell shape; actin filament organization; regulation of actin cytoskeleton organization
Cellular component (GO): cell cortex; cytoskeleton; cell projection
Molecular function (GO): protein kinase binding; GTP binding; GTPase activity
Source: RefSeq, a predicted model, not a curated record